UCAUAACCACACAUCGCUCAAUAUGAACCACCAAUUUGAGGGUCGCUAACACCUAGUGCUGCCAAAACUAGCUUGUUGCAACGUGGAUUACGCUCAAUUAUAUCUUCUAAACUUUGUUGGCACCCAUUUGGAUUUCCAAGCUUAGCAUGGCAAGGAAGCUAUAGCACACUAAGAAAAAACGAUGAGUCCCAUGACCAUGAUCACGACCAUGAUGACCAUGAUGUCUCUUUAGUCAUCUCAUGUUAUAGUUCGAUACCUGCUAAGGUUGCUUAGAUAUUGGUGAAGAUUCUCGUAUAUAUGCUGUUAGUGUUACCCUCCAUAGUAUAUGUUUACAUUUGGAUACUGAUUCGGUUUGAGAUUUGGAUUUUGAGUUGAGUUCUGACCACUGAUUUAGAUGGACCUCAAAUCGUUCUCUUCGACUUCUGUCUCUACAUUUGAGGUUGAUCAUGUUGGAAGAUCCUACUCCACUUUGAUCUCCAGUUUCAGGCACAAAGUUGGAGUUGGAUUUUCACCCCACUUCAAGUGUCGCAGAGGGUUGUUUCUGAGGACUUAUAGUGCCCCGGAUAACACUUAUUUGACUGAUAAAGCUGGCAUUAGUUCAGUUGGUGAAGAUAAUCUUGCAACAGAAACUGGUUUGCAUAUUAAUGGAACAAGUGGCUCAAUUAGAAGUUUCUAUACCAGAAAUCUGAGAGUACUUGAUGCAUUUGAUGAUGAAUAUGGGGGAGUCGUCGUUGAUCCAGAUAGGUUACCAUCCAACCCAUACACCUUCGCAGCUCUGUUGCGUUUGUCUCUUUCUCAUUGGAAAAAAAUGGGAAAGAAAGGAAUUUGGCUUAAGUUGCCGUUAGAGCAAUCUGACCUUGUUCCAAUUGCUGUGAAGGAGGGCUUCCAAUACCACCAUGCAGAGCCAGGAUAUGUGAUGUUAACUUACUGGAUUCCUGAAGGACCUAGCAUGCUUCCAGCGAAUGCAUCACAUCAAGUUGGAGUCGGGGGAUUUGUCAUAAAUGACAACAAUGAAGUGCUUGUAGUACAAGAGAAACAUUGUUCUCCAGCAACUCUUGGUCUUUGGAAGAUACCAACUGGAUUCAUUCUUGAGGCAGAAGAAAUAUACACAGGAGCUGUAAGAGAAGUGAAGGAGGAAACUGGUAUCGAAACUGAGUUCAUUGAAGUCAUAGCAUUCAGGCAUGCGCAUAAUGUGGCCUUUGAGAAGUCAGAUUUGUUCUUCAUCUGCAUGCUAAGACCCCUGUCAUUAAAGAUCAAUGUUGAUGAUCUUGAAAUUGCAGCAGCAAAGUGGAUGCCCCUGGUUGAGUUUUUAGAGCAACCACUCAUCCAAGAAGACUCCAUGUUCAAGAAGAUCGUUGAUAUCUUUAUUGCUCGUCUUGGGAAGCGAUAUUGUGGCUUAUCAACUCAUCAAGUAGUUUCGAAGUUUGAUGGCAUGGUGUCUUCCUUAUACUACAAUGUCAUUGACAAUGAAGAUAACUGUGUUGGAAACUGAGAAUUCAGAAGCACACAACUAGGCUUCGCUUAUCAAAUGUCAGCAAUAAGCUGAAAACUAGGCUAACAACCAUACUGAAGAUAUCCAAUCUGAUAUGUUUGUUAACAUACAAAUGAAAAUUUAUCCCUGUAGAUAUAUGUAUAUAAAUAUCUUUGUUAACAACGUUCCUGUGGAACAUGCUUGAUUACAGUUGUUCCACAUUUACUCAUAAUUCUUGCAGAUAGAACAUCCACUAAACGAGCCUCUAUCUUAUAAUUUAUGUAACCAAAUCAGCAUUUAUAUUUGAAGGUUAACAUGUGAGAUGUUGUGUAA
This is a messenger RNA of Cajanus cajan (pigeon pea), 1804 nucleotides long. RefSeq names its product nudix hydrolase 8. Gene Ontology annotation, molecular function: NAD binding; ADP-ribose diphosphatase activity; NADH pyrophosphatase activity. NCBI's taxonomy places the organism in Eukaryota, Viridiplantae, Streptophyta, Magnoliopsida, Fabales, Fabaceae. The record is from RefSeq and is a predicted model, not a curated record.